Pocillopora meandrina is the source of this 1173-nucleotide messenger RNA. Lineage: Eukaryota; Metazoa; Cnidaria; Anthozoa; Scleractinia; Pocilloporidae. The record is from the annotation of a GenBank genome assembly.
AAUGUUAAUUAUUGUGCUUUUCUUUCCUUGCAGAAAACGGUGCACAUGGUUUUCAGUGGAGAUUUAAGUCAAAGGUUCUUUUUUGCGGCCGUUGCAAUUAUCUCUUUCACUGGAAAUGUCUUCUUUAUUGUGAUUAUUAUACGCAAUAGGAAACUACUGAGAAAAGCUUAUCACAAAAUAAUACUGAGCUUGGCCAUCACCGAUAUGAUGAUAGGUUAGUCUAUGUUGCAAUUUUGAACAUUGAGGUUACUGUCUUACAAAACUUAUGAAAUUUACCAUGAACUAUCCCAAAAAUAAGCAUUUGAAAUUAUUGAGGUGAUGAUAAUUUUUCUCUUCUUUCUAGGUCUUUGUCUUGUCUUAACACCAGUGUAUAUCAUUGGUCAAAAACCAGCUUUAACAAGCAAAAAUGUUGGCUCUGCGAUGUUUUGCUACAUCAUAGGAAAUCAAUAUCUUGUAUUUACGCUGGGAAUCGUUUCCUUGUAUACCGUUACGUUACUUGCAGUGGAGCGCUGGUGUGCUGUAUUUCGUCCCUUUGAACAUCGAACAACUUUUAGAAUUCACAAAGUGCGACAAUAUCUGAUCAUUAUUUGGAUUGCUUCCUUUGCUACAAAUAGCACUCACAUCUUAGAGACCAAGUAUUUUCUUAACAAUGUCAACACAACUGAACGUUGUGUGUUCCAAGGGAUAGCCAGCAGAGAGGCGAGAGUUGUCAUAGGAGUUGUAGAGAUUUUCUUAAAAUUUCUGAUACCAUUUUUAAUUCUCGUGGUGUCUUUCACUCACCUUUAUCGUUUCAUGAAGGAUUCACUUGUUGUUGCAACGACUCAUCCAAGCAAUUACAUUGCCCUUACACGUGUCACACAUAUGGCUGCCGCAACAUCGUUGGUGAUGGUGUUGUGUUGGUUUCCCAACCAACUUGUUUAUUUACUAUUCAAGCUCGAUGUUGUGCAGCUGAAUACCCCAUUUCAUAAAGCAACAGUUAUUGUUUGCAUGUUCAACUCUUGUUUGAACCCUUGUAUAUUUCUGUUAAGUAACAAACUAUACAGAAAAAAGGCAAAAGAACUACUCCCCAAGUGCAGAGGAUCAGUAAAGGACUUCGACUUAACUUCGACAGAAUCAAAGAAGGUGGUUCAGUCUGUUGUACCCGUAGAGUUUCUAGAGAGAAAUAUCCUCUAA